AUGUUGAGCACGACAGGAAGCGAUAACGUCAACGUCAACAGCGCCAUCGCAAACGCGACACAGAUGACGCCGUACAACACCGCUUGUCCGUACCAAAACAAUUCGAUUAUUGAAUCGGAAGAGGGUUUGCCUUUCCAUAUUAUCUGUGGCUGGGACCUGGCGGGUUACGGCGACUACUUCCCCUGGGGACUUGACUAUCGGCCACAUACGGAAACGAUGGAGGAAUGCAUGGAGCUCUGUGCUCAUGCGCACCCGCUAUGUCUCGGGGUAGGGUGGAACUCAGAUCUCACUGCUGGCUAUGGAAAUUGCUAUCUGAAAAACUCGCAGGUUGGGAAUCUCGUGGCUGACAGUUACCAUACCCAUGUCGCAUUGGUGAAUCUGCCAUCAAUCGACGCGUGUUCAUCAAUCACUGUACCGCAACAAAUCCUAAGCAACGACAAAACAUUCAACGUGACUUGCUUCGAAGGUCGGAGCGGGAGUAGCAAUAUCACCUCGGUCUAUAGCGCGAAUAUCACCGGAUGUAUCGACGAAUGCGCAACUUAUAACGGACCGGAGUCGUGUCUCGGUGUCUUUUACGACAAUUCAUUUGCCGAUGGGUUUGAUAACUGCUAUUUGUUAAAUGCAACAGGUUCAGCGAACGCACCGUUCAAUUCUACCUAUGCAGAGCUUGUCUCGGACAAUAGCAAUCCAACCUCUACCUCUACUUCAUCUGCGUCAUCAAACAGCACUGAUGGCUCCUCCUCAUCCAGCAAAGCGUGGAUCGCGGGGCCUGUUGUGGGCGUUGUAGCGGCUGUGGCGUUCGUUGCAUUGGGAGUUUUUUGGUGGAGAAAAAGAAGGUCUGGACAGCAACAAGAUGUGAAAUUCGCACCUCUAGCACGAAACAGCCCGCCGCCAGACAAGUCUGUGGUCCUAGCCGAGUUGCCUCAGCAGCACAACGUGUCGGAGAUGGAGGAUCUCAAUAAACGACAAGCAGGCUACACCACGGAAUCGUCCCACAAAACAUCACCGUAUAAUGAUAUGCUUAACAUUUUUCGCCGAAUGAUGUCUUCGAUCCCUCGUGUACCGAUCCCCGCGAACGGGGUUGAUUAUCGCGGAAAGAUCGUCCUCGCACCCAUGGUGCGAUCGGGUGAACUCCCCUCUCGACUUAUUGCAUUAAAGUAUGGAGCUGAUCUUGUAUGGGGCCCUGAGACGAUUGAUAGAGCUAUAAUGGGUGCUGUUCGGCGCGUCAAUCCACGAAAUAACACCAUAGAAUUCACACGUAUACCUUCCAACAGUAGCAAAAGUGCCGAUCAACUGCCCAAGGAAUCGGUUAUCUACCGCAUCGAUCCAGAGAACGAGAAAGGGAAACUCAUAUUUCAGAUUGGUACAGCAUCGCCAGAAUUCGCUGUGCAGGCUGCCAAGGUGGUGGCCGGGGAUGUUGCUGGAAUAGAUGUCAAUUCAGGGUGUCCGAAACCGUUCAGCACCAGCGGUGGAAUGGGCGCGGCAUUGCUACGGACACCGGAUAAACUUGUUUCUAUUCUUGAAUCGCUUGUGCGUGAAGUAGGGACGCCAUAUAAAAUAGGCAUAUCAGUCAAGAUUCGACUUCUUGAGACGCCGGAGUUGACAAAGAGUCUUGUUACUCGAUUGGUCGCUACCGGUAUUACGGGAUUGACAAUUCAUUGUCGCACGACUCCAAUGCGACCUCGUGAGCGAGCUAUUCGCGAUCAACUCAGUAUGAUUGCCGAAGUUUGUCGGAAUGCGGGUGUUGCAUGCGUUAUGAAUGGAGAUGUCACGUCGCGAGACCAAGCUCUUGAAUUGAUGAAAGAAUAUAAUGUGGAUGGGGCUAUGAUUGCAACAGCCGCUGAAGCGAACUCGUCUUGUUUCCGGUCCGAGGCCGAUGGAGGACUUCUACCAUGGCGGGACGUUGUUAAAGAUUACGUCAAGGAAGCCAUUCGAGUCGAGAAUAAAUUUGGAAAUACGAAAUAUCUACUCAAUAUGAUGAUCAAGGCGAAAGACAAGGCGGGCGCACAAGCUAAACAAUCCAAAAAUUACGUGGACGUUUGUCGAACAUUGGAAUUUGACGACCUCUUACCUGCCGCGGUUGAAGUCGACAAGAUACUCGGUCUUGAAAUGAAGGGAGUUACUAGCAAAAUCACAGAGAAGGAGACCAAACCAUCUGCUGUUCAGAAUGCUAUGGAGAACAACGAGUCUGCCAAAGCUGCCGGAAUCUCAGGGCAUAUCAAGAAGCAGCAGUCCAAUGUGCAGCAUGGGCCAGGUCCUAUUAGAACAACCUCUGCUCGAGCAAGUGUCCCAAAUACACCUAUUGAGACUGACGUUGAUCUCUCUGUGCUAGCGGCACCUCAACAAAGUGGGGUAGCUGUCUGAUAGCCUUAGACUCUAUGGAUCAAAGUAGUGUCUGGAAUUCUCUUGGGCGGCGUCUCGUGGUGAGUUGGGGCUAUAAUCUCGGCUUGGGAUGAUUUACUUUCUUACGAUGCAUAUAUCAUCUUCUCUACACAUAAAUUUAUGGACAUUAGCUAUUGCAUUUGCGGUGUUAUUAUUUGUACGAGGUAUAUAUACUAAUAAAACAUUGAUUUCACAUAC
Talaromyces stipitatus ATCC 10500 is the source of this 2580-nucleotide messenger RNA. RefSeq names its product tRNA dihydrouridine synthase (Smm1), putative. Gene Ontology annotation, cellular component: cytoplasm. The coding region runs from base 1 to 2364 and encodes 787 amino acids. Gene Ontology annotation, molecular function: flavin adenine dinucleotide binding; tRNA dihydrouridine synthase activity. Gene Ontology annotation, biological process: tRNA dihydrouridine synthesis. The record is from RefSeq and is a predicted model, not a curated record. NCBI's taxonomy places the organism in Eukaryota, Fungi, Ascomycota, Eurotiomycetes, Eurotiales, Trichocomaceae. The transcript has 2 exons.